This is a messenger RNA of Adineta steineri, 915 nucleotides long. The record is from the annotation of a GenBank genome assembly. Lineage: Eukaryota; Metazoa; Rotifera; Eurotatoria; Adinetida; Adinetidae.
AUGACUCAACCUUUAGUCUCAACGAUAACUCUUUCCAAAUCAUGUAGAAUAUGUCUCGAUAAUGAUGAUCAAAAUGAUUUGAUUCGUCCAUGUUUAUGUUCUGGUGGUUCAGCAUAUGUUCAUAGAAAAUGUUUGAAUAGUUGGCGAUCAAUGAAUAGAAAUGGUCGUGGUUUUAAAUCUUGUGAAGUUUGUCAAUUUGAAUUUGUUAUUGAACCAGUAAUAGAUGAUCCAUCGGCAGAUAAGAAAAGAUUAAUAAUAUAUCGUUUAUUAGUUUCUCGUGAUAUAACAUUAAUUAUUUUAUUAAUUCAAGCAUUUAUUUUUGCAUUAGCAUUUUUAAUGCAAGCUGCAGAUAAACAAGAUCGUAAAAUUCAAAAUUUAUAUCCUGAUUCAUUUACUUAUUUUGGAACUUAUUAUUUAAGUAGUUUAAUAAUCUUUUUCGCUCUAGUUGGUUUCUUUGGUUUAAUUGGUUAUUGUUGUGGAUUAAUGAAAAACGAUAAUUAUAACAAUAAUAAUUGUAAUUGUACUGGUGUUCAAUGUUUUUGUGUAGGUACGAGUUGUAAUAACUGUGACUCAGGUAGUGGCGGUGGUGGUGGCAGUGGUGGUGAAGGUAUUCUUGUAGUAAUACUAAUUAUUGUCGUGAUAUUUGCUAUUAUUGGAGUAUUUGUUGGAGUUAUUCUUAGUAUAAUGAUAGUAAAAAGUAUAAUGGAACGUCAUGCAAAACGAUUAUGGUUACGACAAGAAGCUAAAAAAUAUAUUGUGAAAGAUUUCGAAGGACAAUUAGAUCAAUUACGCCAAAUAUCAUCACAACGUCAAAUUACGAUUCCAAGAAAUCCAACAAGAUUCAAUACAGUUGGUAACAAUACAAAUAAAAUAAUGCCAUCGGCACCACUUCCAUCUGUAUCAGUAAUUACAUAA